AUUUGUUUGGGGUGGGUGGAGGUAACAUUGCUUGUAGACAUCUUCACGCCUCUAGGAAGACCACAAAUGUGCACGUUUAGCUCGCUGCGCUGUCGCAUCCUGCCCGCCGUCUCGUGGAGACGGACACGCCUCGCGAGCGUUUAGCUUAGCGGUGCAAAUCACACAAUGGAGGUGCAAAUUGAACAGCAGGACGAAGAUCUCACAUUCGGUGCCACGGAUACCAAUGGUAAGCGUCCAGCGGAGGACAUGGACGAGGAGCACGCCUUCAAGCGCUCCCGCAACACCGACGAGAUGUUAGAGCUUCGCGUGCUGCUCCAGAGCAAAAAUGCCGGCGCCGUUAUCGGAAAAGGCGGCAAGAACAUUAAAGCUCUGCGCACCGACUACAAUGCCAGUGUAUCAGUCCCAGACAGCAGUGGUCCAGAGCGGAUCCUCAGCGUAAACGCCAACAUUGACACCAUAGGCGACAUCCUGCUGAAGAUUAUACCCACUUUAGAGGAGUACCAGCACUACAGUGGCAUCGACUUUGACUGCGAGCUCCGCCUGUUGAUCCAUCAGAGCUUGGCGGGCGGAAUCAUCGGCGUGAAAGGCAGCAAGAUCAAGGAACUGCGAGAGAAUACACUCACGACCAUCAAGCUGUUCCAGGACUGUUGCCCCCAUUCUACGGACAGAGUGGUAUCUGUGGGCGGGAAGCCGGAGCGAGUCGUCGAAUGUAUCAAAGUCAUUUUAGAACUGGUGGCUGAGUCGCCAAUCAAAGGGCGCACCCAGCCGUACGAUCCCAACUUCUACGACGAAACGUAUGACUACGGCGGCUUCACCGUUAUGUUCGAGGAGCGCGGCAGACGUCCCGGCGGCGGCGGCGGCUUCCCCGUCCGCAUGCGAAGCGGCUUCGAGCGCCUGCCCCCCGCACGCAGCAGUCGCCCGCCGCCCCCCUCCCGCCGGGAUUACGACGACCUGAGCCCCCGCCGGGGUCCGCCGCCGCCGCUGAGUCGUGGACGCGUGGGCAGCCGGGCACGCAACUUGCCACUCCCGCCGCCACCGCCGCGAGGAAGCGAUCGAUUCUCCCACAGCAGUUAUCAUGAUGACAGACCAAGCGACAGAAGAAGCCGCGGAGGAGAGCGCUACGACAGCAUGAGUGGAGGCGGCUAUGACAACAAUUCCUGGGAUCACUUUCAUUCCAGUGGCCGAGGCUCGUACAGCGACAUGGGAGGGCCAGUCAUCACAACACAGGUCACCAUCCCCAAAGACCUCGCCGGCUCCAUCAUUGGCAAGGGCGGCCAGAGGAUCAAGCAGAUCCGCCAUGAGUCCGGAGCGUCCAUCAAAAUCGACGAGCCGCUGGAGGGCUCGGAGGACCGCAUCAUUACCAUCAUCGGAACGCAGGACCAGAUCCAGAACGCGCAGUACCUUCUGCAGAACAGCGUGAAGCAAUAUUCCGGUCGAUUCUUCUAGGACGGAAGCAAGAUGAGCAAAGCCAAGUUCUUGGUUGGUUCUACCAAAUCUGUUGAAGCUUCUGGGGAUAUUGUUAAAAAAAGAUGUAAGAAGUUGCCCCAAAACAUGUCUGUGCCGGUGUUGAUGACUUUCAAGGACAUGAUGCCAUUACAUUACAUUUGACCUUAAUGUUGUUUGCAUUACAGUGGAGCAUGCAACUUUUUGAAAUGAAAUUUCACACUUGAUGAGCCGCAAUUAGCUUAGCAUUCUUAGUUGCCAACCUUGUGACAAAACUGAAAUGGUUAACUGUGAAUGUUUUCUUCAGAGGCUUGUGGUUUUCCAUUUCUUUAGCUAACAUUUCAAUGUACAUGUCUUAGUAGAACACAAAAAAAUGACACGUUUGAUGAAUGUUUGAUACUUUCAAAAAGAUUUUUACAUUUUUCAUAGAGCGGCGAGUCACUGUACAAAUUGUGUAUAUAAUAUUUACAUGCAUUUUUCCCCUUCUCUCGCCAAAUGAAUGCUUUGAUAGUUCAUGUUUUGUUUAAGUGUUAAAUGUAUUCUUACAUUUGAUAAUUUUAGUGGUUUAUAGCCAUUUGUGAAAUGGCAAAAAAUGACACUCUUUAUAUGUAUCUGUGAUUGCUAUCCCGCAAGCAAUUGGCAAAUAAAGUUUUUUUUUUUUCAAUCAUCAAUAA
Syngnathus typhle (broad-nosed pipefish) is the source of this 2117-nucleotide messenger RNA. It is a transcript of the gene hnrpkl, whose product is annotated as heterogeneous nuclear ribonucleoprotein K, like. The record is from RefSeq and is a predicted model, not a curated record. Lineage: Eukaryota; Metazoa; Chordata; Actinopteri; Syngnathiformes; Syngnathidae. The transcript is spliced from 16 exons. Gene Ontology annotation, biological process: regulation of transcription by RNA polymerase II; regulation of mRNA splicing, via spliceosome. Gene Ontology annotation, molecular function: mRNA binding. Gene Ontology annotation, cellular component: nucleus; cytoplasm. The coding region runs from base 166 to 1446 and encodes 426 amino acids.